GCGGCAGUAGCUCAGACUUUCACAAUUACGUAAGCACUUCAGUGGCAGCAGAGCCUCUAUCUCAUAACAAACAGCACCAAGGUUGGUUUGUGCCUUUUCCCCACAAUGGAUUCAACUACUACAAAGGAAACAGAGAAGCACUGCGUUCUGUGCUGCCAAGAAGUCGACAUCUUCGCCUUAGGAAAAUGUGAUCAUCCAGUGUGUUACCGCUGCUCCACCAAAAUGAGGGUGCUGUGCGAGCAGAAGUACUGCGCCGUCUGCCGGGAGGAGCUCGACAAGGUGGUGUUCGUGAAGAAACCGAAGGCCUUUUUGUCUCUGCCCUACCAGCAGUUCCCCUGUGAGAAGAAGCAUGACAUCUAUUUUGGUGAUGAACAGAUCUAUGCCCAGUACAGGCAUCUCCUUCUGCCAGAGUGCCUCCGCUGUUCAGAACCUAAGGUCUUCUCCAAGUUUGAGGAGCUGGAGUACCACAUGAGGAAGCAGCACGAGCUCUUCUGUUGCAAACUCUGCACAAAGCAUCUUAAGAUCUUCUCCCACGAGCGGAAGUGGUACACUCGUAAAGAACUGGCACGUCACAGAGCACACGGAGACCCAGAUGACACCAGUCACAGAGGACACCCGCUCUGCAAGUUCUGCGACGACCGUUACCUUGACAACGACGAGCUGCUUAAACACUUGCGAAGGGACCACUACUUCUGCCAUUUCUGCGACGCUGACGGUUCCCAGGAGUACUACAGUGAUUACCAGUACCUGAGCGAGCACUUCAGAGAAAGCCACUACCUGUGCGAGGAAGGCCGCUGUGCCACCGAGCAGUUCACCCAUGCAUUCCGCACUGAGAUCGACUACAAAGCUCACAAGGCCGGGGCACACAGCAAGAACCGGGCCGAGGCUCGACAGAACCGCCACAUCGACCUACAGUUCAACUACGCCCUGAGACAACAGAGAAGAAAUGAAGGAGGUAUCGUAACAGGAGAGGACUAUGAUGAGAUGCGUCAGAAUCGAGGAGGAAGAGGAAGGCCUCACGGGGGACAGAAGAGCUGGAGAUACUCCCGAGAGGAAGAGGACAGGGAGAUGGCAGCUGCUAUGAGGGCAUCCAUGGCAAUGCGUCGGCAGGAGGAGAGAGGUGCAGCGCAGGAAAGGAGUGCUCCCAAACACCAUAGAGAGGAGAGGAUAGAGAGAUCAGAACCAGAAGAGCCCAGACACAGGACCGGACACAUCAAACCAACAAACAAACCUCCAGUGAGAACUAUGAAGAGUAAUAAUCCAGGAGAUGAAGAUGACUUCCCAGCUUUAGGAGCCACAGCUGCCCCACCCAUUGUUAAGCCAGCUCCUCCGACGGUUACAACAAACCACGCAGCACUGAAGGAAGACGACUUCCCCAGCCUCUCAGUUGUUGCUGUUCCAUCCCCCAUGACCCCAGCAUACUCUGCCCAACCUAAGAAGUCUUCCUCUUUCCAAGAAGAAGAUUUCCCCGCUCUCGUAUCCAAAAUCCGGCCCAUCAAAAGUGCAACAGGCACCAAAUCUGCAUGGUCCAACCACACUGCCACGGCUAAACCCGCCAGUCAUCCCCCACCUUCCUCCAGACCUGCCCCUCCACUCUCAUCUGCAUCCUCUGGCCCCCAGCUCCUCUCCUCCACAACCUCCUCAUCUUCACGGAGAAAAAAGAAAGUAGGGGAUAAUGGGAAACCCAUGUCAGCCCGGUCCCCUGCAUCUUCAGACGAUGAGAGCAGAGGAAUGACACAGCAGGAGUUCCGCACUGUGCCGACCAUGUUGGAUAUCUCCUCUCUGCUCACCGUUAAAGGAGGCAACAGCAAACCCUCACCUGUGACCCCCCCGCCUCCAAACCCGACCGCCAACACUGAUCCCCCUACCUCAAAAGCCAGCAAGAAGAAAAAACAGCAGAAGAACACAGCUGCAGCCUCCACGUCUGUGUCCUCAAUGUCAGGGAUGACGACUACUGUAAACACGAUCUCAGGGGAGACCGCAGCACAAAAGGAGAACGUUCCUGAGAAGACAAGGAGCAAACCGCCUUCCGCCGCUGUGACGGCACCACUGACGAGCGGAUUGGUUAACGGCUUUGCUGAGAAAACACCACCUGUUAGCAAGGAGCCAACCGUGGUACCCCCUCAUCCCAACAAAAACCCCCCCUUUGAACAGGAGGAAGAAUUUCCUGCGCUCAUGACCAAGAAACCACCCCCAGGCUUCAAGACCUCCUUCCCAAUGAAGGCCUCAACUCCUGCUCCAUCCACCACUUUGCCCGCACCUCCACCUGGCCUGGGAGUCUCAGCCACUAAGCCUCCCCCAGGCUUCACCGGGAUCCCCCUCAACAGCAAUGUGGUGGAGCCUACUCCUGCUGCAGUCAACCCUCCCCCCAAGGCAUCAGGCAGUGGUUACCUGGUGCCAGACGACUUCCAUAAGAGGAAUCUGGAGCUGAUCCAGUCCAUUAGAACGUACCUCCAUAAUGAUGAGUCGAAGUUCAAUCAGUUUAAAAACUACUCUGCACAGUUCAGACAGGGUGUGAUAUCAGCACCCCAGUACCACCGCAGCUGUAAGGACCUGCUCGGAGAUGACUUCAACCGCAUCUUCAACGAGUUGCUGGUGCUCUUGCCUGACACUGGCAAGCAGCAGGAGCUCCUGACUGCCCAUGGAGACUCCAAGGCGCUGGAAAAACAGUCAGGGGUUGGAGGAGGGAAGAAAAACAAGAACAAGAAGAAUGCGUGGCAGACGCCCACCACGGUGGCAAAUGCUAACGCAGCAGCUGAGCUGGACUGCCAGGUGUGCCCCACUUGCAGACAGGUACUUGCCCCAAAAGACUUCAACUCCCACAAGACCCUGCACAUCAGGGAGAGCGAGGAGUUCCCCUCCUUGCAGUCGAUUAGCCGUAUUAUCAGCUAGCCUCUCACUCUGCCUCUGCCAUUACUAUUGGUGCUGGUGGGGCAAAUUUGCAAUCGCCCCCCGCAGCCCUGUUGUAGCCCUGCAGCAGCCGGUGACCACAUCCCAGAGGAGGAUGGGGCUUACAUCUCAUAUUGAAGGUGAAUUGAAGACAGUUUCCAGUGUUUUUACUUUCUGAUGAUGAUUGUAUUGAUAGGUUCGUGUGAAUGGUUUUGCAGUUAAUACACACAGGGUCGCCCCAUCUCAACUCUUAUUUGAACUUGGACGUCUCCAGCUGGAACUGGCACCGGCAGCAUCUAACCAGAGCUAUCGAUUUUAUUUAAAGAGGAGGAGAGACAAGCUAAGGCUAUACUUGAAGAGUGCAUCGCUCCCUGAUACAAAACUGAUACUGAUUUACAUUUUUUAUUUUGCUUUGUGCUUUCACUUUAACAGAUGAUAGAAUUUUCUGUUAACAUCAGUUGAUAAGCAUGUAUGAGCCUCCAGUGAGGCCACUCAGCGAAAUAACAAAAUAAACACAAACCUGUUCAACUAUUUAGCACCAUAUUUAUUUAAGUCUAGCUGUCCGUUACUUUACACAGAGGAAGGGCUGAUAAGUGUUGGUGUGUGUGGAGUGUUCCUGUCAGAGGGUGAGUGACGGGAAGUAAUAUGCUUCAGGAAUCAGGACAAAUUUUGUUUCAUAGUUUUAA
Molecule: messenger RNA, 3575 nt
Organism: Scomber japonicus (chub mackerel)
Lineage: Eukaryota; Metazoa; Chordata; Actinopteri; Scombriformes; Scombridae
Gene: znf598
Product: zinc finger protein 598
Exons: 12
Coding region: 106-2892 (928 amino acids)
Biological process (GO): protein ubiquitination; rescue of stalled cytosolic ribosome
Molecular function (GO): ribosome binding; ubiquitin protein ligase activity
Source: RefSeq, a predicted model, not a curated record